AUGCUGUGCGGUAGUUGGAGGAGCCGCGGGCGGCAGCCCGAGGAGCCCCUGGUCCCGGCCCAGGUCGCAACGCCUGUAGGGCACCCGUCCCCACCCGCAUCCCAAGACGCCAGCACCAAGAGGCCCGGGCUGCGGGCGCUGAAGAAGAUGGGCCUGUCGGAGGAUGAGGACGUACGGGCCAUGCUGCGGGGCUCCCGUCUCUGCAAGAUCCGCUCUCGGACCUGGCAGAAGGAGCGGCUGUACCGGCUGCAGGAGGACGGCAUGAGCGUGUGGUUCCAGCGGCGCAUCCCGCGUGCGCCUUCGCAGCACAUCUUCUUCGUCCAGCACAUCGAGGCCAUCCGCGAGGGCCACCAGUCCGAGGGCCUGCGGCACUUCGGGGGCGCCUUCGAGCCGGCACGCUGCCUCACCAUCGCCUUCAAGGGGCACCGCAAGAACUUGGACCUGGUGGCGCCCACGGCCGAGGAGGCUCAGCGCUGGGUGCGUGGUCUGGCCAAGCUGCGCGCGCGCCUCGAAGCCAUGAGCCAACGCGAGCGCCUUGACCAAUAUCCUCCCGGGGACACCCACACCUGGAUCCACUCCUAUCUGCACCGGGCAGACUCCAACCAGGACAGUCAGAUGAGCUUCAAGGAAAUCAAGAACCUGCUCCGCAUGGUCAAUGUGGACAUGAACGACAUGUACGCCUACCGCCUCUUCAAGGAGUGUGACCACUCCAAAAAUGAGCGGCUGGAAGGGCCCGAGAUCGAGGAGUUUCUGCGGCGGCUGCUGAAACGCCCUGAGUUGGAGGAGAUCUUCCAUCGGUACUCGGGAGAGGACCGCGUGCUGAGCGCCCCUGAGCUGCUGGAGUUCCUGGAAGACCAGGGCGAGCGUGAGGCCACGCUGGCCCACGCCCAGCAGCUCAUCCACACUUAUGAGCUCAACGAGACAGCCAAGCAGCAUGAGCUGAUGACACUGGAUGGCUUCAUGAUGUACCUGUUGUCCCCCGAGGGGGCUGCCCUGGACCCAGCCCACACACGCGUGUUCCAGGACAUGGACCAGCCCCUGGCCCACUACUUCGUCUCCUCCUCCCACAACACCUAUCUGACUGACUCUCAGAUCGGGGGACCCAGCAGCACUGAGGCCUACGUCAGGGCCUUUGCCCAGGGAUGCCGCUGUGUGGAGCUGGACUGCUGGGAGGGGCCAGGAGGUGAGCCGGUCAUCUAUCACGGCCACACCCUCACCUCCAAGAUCCUCUUCCGAGAUGUGAUCCAGGCAGUGCGAGAGCACGCCUUCACGGUGUCCCCGUACCCUGUCAUCCUAUCCCUUGAGAACCACUGCGGGCUGGAGCAGCAGGCUGCCAUGGCCCGCCACCUGCACACCAUCCUGGGGGACAUGCUGGUGACGCAGACACUGGACUCCCAGAAUCCUGAGGAGCUGCCGUCCCCAGAGAGGCUGAAAGGCCGGAUCCUGGUGAAGGGGAAGAAGAGUGAGGACAGUCGAAUCCUAUCAGACCGGGAGGAGGAGGAUGAAGAGGAAGAUGAAGAGGAGGGAGCGGGGGCCAUAGAGCAGAGGCGGCGGGCCAAGCAGAUCUCCCCGGAGCUGUCGGCGCUGGCCGUGUACUGCUGUGCCACGCGCCUGCGGACCCUGCGCCCCGCCCCGGUUCCACCCCAGCCCUGCCACGUCAGCUCCCUCAGCGAGCGCCAGGCCAAGAAGCUCAGCCGAGAGGCAGGGAACAGCUUCGUCAGGCACAAUGUCCGCCAUCUGACCCGUGUCUACCCGCUGGGGCUGCGGAUGAACUCGGCCAACUACAGCCCCCAGGAGAUGUGGAACUCGGGCUGUCAGCUGGUGGCCCUGAACUUCCAGACACCGGGUUACGAGAUGGACCUCAAUGCCGGGCGCUUCCUCGUCAACGGGCAGUGCGGCUACGUCCUGAAACCCGCCUGUCUGCGGCAGCCCAACACAACCUUUGACCCUGAGUGUCCUGGGCCCCCCAGAACGACUCUCACCGUCCAGGUGCUGACGGCGCAGCAGCUGCCCAAGCUGAAUGCCGAGAAGCCCAAUUCCAUUGUGGACCCCCUGGUGCGCAUUGAGAUCCACGGGGUGCCCGCGGACUGUGCUCGCAAGGAGACCAACUAUGUGCUCAACAACGGCUUCAACCCCCGCUGGGGGCAGACCCUGCAGUUCCAGUUGCGGGUUCCAGAGCUGGCGUUGGUCCGGUUCGUGGUAGAGGAUUAUGAUGUCACCUCCCCCAAUGACUUCGUGGGCCAGUUCACGCUGCCUCUCAGCAGUCUGAAGCAAGGGUACCGCCACAUCCACCUGCUUUCCAAGGACGGGGCCUCACUGUCACCGGCCACUCUCUUUGUCCACAUCUGCAUCCGGGGCUCCUGA
Molecule: messenger RNA, 2364 nt
Organism: Rangifer tarandus platyrhynchus (Svalbard reindeer)
Lineage: Eukaryota; Metazoa; Chordata; Mammalia; Artiodactyla; Cervidae
Source: the annotation of a GenBank genome assembly